Molecule: messenger RNA, 4386 nt
Organism: Mercenaria mercenaria
Lineage: Eukaryota; Metazoa; Mollusca; Bivalvia; Venerida; Veneridae
Product: toll-like receptor 4
Exons: 2
Coding region: 153-3095 (980 amino acids)
Biological process (GO): inflammatory response; toll-like receptor signaling pathway; immune response
Cellular component (GO): membrane
Molecular function (GO): protein binding; transmembrane signaling receptor activity; triacyl lipopeptide binding
Source: RefSeq, a predicted model, not a curated record
ACCACUUUAUUUAACUUCCUUGAAUAAAAUGUGUUUAUUUACUUUUUACAAUGUAUAAAUGCUAUGACAAAUAAUCAAAUUACAGCUUCGUAGAGGAAAUAAAAGCAAGUUAUUUACUUUCCUGUUUAGGCUGAAAAGAAAUAGGAAUUAAAAUGACUAUUGCAAAUACACUCUUGCUUUUCCUCGUUGGUUGUGUCUGUGAGUCAGUAUUUGCAGACGAUGUGUAUAUAGACACGUGUACAACAUGUAAAUGUAACAUCACUACGCUCCAAGUAAACUGCUCAAGCACAAACCUUACAGAAAUACCUACGGACCCGUUUAACGGCAAGACACGUCUUCUCAACAUGUCAUUAACAGCACUACACAUCAUUAACAAUAAGGACCUGGAGACAUACAGCGCGUUGCAAGUCCUGGAUCUUUAUAAGACUUCAUUAGAAAACAUCAGCGAUUCAGCGUUCAGUAGUUUGAAAAACCUCAAAUACUUAAAUCUCUCCAAUAACGACCAAUUACCGAUGACAGAGAACACGACCAGUCCAAAACUGUUCAGUAAUCUUGAUUCUCUAAUCGAAUUAAAGAUAUAUGGAAAUACUGGCGCGUAUAACCAAGAUGGCUAUCCUGGUGAAGCUUUGGGUGAAAUAAAACAACUAAACUCUCUGUGGAUAGAUGGUUUAACAAACAUGAAUUUCGGACCUGCGUUCAAGACCAUGUCGUCUUUGAAAACCAUCUGGAUACCUGGUGAUAUUAUUCAACCUCCUUGGAGAUUCUGUGAGACAGAUAUUAAGGAUGGGAUGCUUGACAAUUUAGUACAUAUUACCAAUUUCACAAUGAGAAAAUGCGGUGUACGACAUGUUGGGUCUAAUGCAUUUAGAAACAUGACAAGCCUGGUUCACCUCGACUUAUCCUACAACAGGUUCCUUACUAUUGAAGGGCUUUCGCAUGCUUUCCCCAGUCUGGGAAACACUAAAUUGGCUGUACUAGUUCUAAAUGCCAUCGAAAACGUUAUACACAUGAGUUGCGGAGUGACUUUCACAAAAGAUAUAACAAAGAGAGCGUCCAGUAUCAGCACACUAAAAGAAAUUCAUGUUGAAUACAAUGCGAUCAAUGGCUUUGAAAGACACUCAAUACAAUACUUGCCAAAGUCGAUAGAAUACAUCAAUGCAAAGAAAAACGAAUUUGAAAUAGGUUUUUAUGCAUUUGACGCUUAUCUUCUGGAAAAUUUGAAAGCAUUUGAUAUGUCAUACAACUUUUUCCCUGAUGACACUGCGAUAUGGUAUCAUGAUCCACCAAAGUUUUCUCAGAAACAAAAACAAACAGCAGCAAAUUCAUGCGAAAAUAUUCCUUUGGAAACGGACCAGGUUAUCAACUCGGAAGCAGCCAUAUCGAAAGGAAAAAUUGCUUCCUCUUCUCGGCAAAAUAAACAGACGUUUGCUAAACAAGGAAACACAAAACACAAAGGAAAUCUGAAUAUGGAAAUCUAUAGCUCUAAUGAUAUUUCUAAGCAGCGAGCACUGCCAAAUAAAAACCAAGACCACUUCAAAUUUACUGAUUUCAUGCAUGAGAACAUCAAACGGGAACAUUCAGAACCGGAUACGAGUGAUAAAAAUGAAAGCGACGAGCCGGUUUGUCCUCCAGCUAUUUCAUUCAUUCCGCCGGGUACAAUCAUUCCGUACCUUCCAAAGAACUUAGAAACUUUGGAUCUAAGCCACGGCAAGUUCGUUUACCCGAUUCCUGAAAUGUAUUUCAACGAGACAAACAAACUUAAAGUUAUCAAUGCUUCUUUCUCGCUGUUUUAUUGCUGGGACGGUCCAGUACAUGGAGUAAAACACCUGGAAUACGUAGAUCUGAGUUCGAAUCUCUGUUCGAAAAUGAGACUUUCGUUUUUUGACGGAGUUCCAAACUUGAAAUAUUUGUCAAUAGCGAGAAAUUUCCUUUAUUCUGCCAUUGAAAACGACACAAAUGGUAGAAUUCUAAGAAAUCUGACAAAAUUAGAAAGUUUGGACAUGUCGGACAACAAAAUAAUGAAAAUACGACGCCGUUUCUUAAUGAGACAAGAAAACUUGAAGCUUCUGAAUGCAUCAGAAAACAAGCUUACUACAUUCGAUAUUGAGAUAAGCCAUAUGAAACAACUCACUACAAUUGAUCUGAGAGAAAAUAUUAUACACACUCUAUCAAAGGAAAUGCGAGAUAACUUGGAAGCUAUUUCGGAAAGGAAUUACAAGAAAACGAUGAAAUCAUUGUUCGUCAAUCUCAACGGAAAUGACAUUCAGUGUUACUGUAACAAUUUAGACUUCCUGCAAUGGGUAUACGAUCAUAUGUCUACUUGUCGCUUUCUUGAUGUUGCUAUUUCCAAGUGCAUUUAUUACAAUUUGACUGAGAUUGAACUAAACGACCGUAAGCACUUUGGUUCAGUACUUGAACAUCUGAAGAGUCAUUGUGCCUCAUACACAAGUGUUAUAAUAGGUGUUUGUGUUACAUUGUGUGUUUGUCUCAACAUCGGAGUGGCUGUUUUGGUCCAUCGCUUCCGGUGGAAGAUCCGAUAUUGGUACUAUGUUGUUUCUAGCAAGCCUACAACUCGCUCCGGCUACAUUUCUAUAGACAGCCUCAGUGCCAUUGGAUCAAGGUACAAAUUCGAUAUAUACAUUGCAUCUGCUCAAAGCGAUAACACCUUCGUUAUGUACAAAAUGAAAAGCCGACUGGAAAACGAAAAAAUCCGGCUCUUUAUCCAAGAUGUUGAUAUUGUUCCAGGACAAAAUAUCUACAGUAUGAUUGCAAAUGCUAUACACGUCAGCCGAGCAGUGAUCUUUAUCAUUUCAGAGGGGUGUGAGCAAGACAGGGAAUGGAAGAUAGCCAUGCGGAUGGCCCAUGAAGAGUCUCUAAAAAGGGGACAACCGAUGUUCUUUGGAAUAUUUAUCGACCAUGAGCCUGGAACACCGUAUUCUUCGGAUGUCAGAGAGAUAAGGAAGAGGUCGUACAUAGACUAUCCUGGGGACACCCAGCCAGCUAAUGAGCAAACGUUCUGGAUGGAACUGCUGGAGAAAAUUUCCGAAACGGGAAAUGCGCAAAUUUUGAGCUUUGAUACAAGAAUGCAGCAGUAACUACACAUAGUUGAUUUUGAGUUUAACAUUUGACAUUUGUUCGAAUAACACAUCGGUAUUAUGAUUAAAAAAAAGGAUUUUAUGUCAGAAACUGUAUACAACAACUUUUUUUAUCAUAUAUAUUAGCUCUGAAAUUAUGAAGGGAGUACUAGUAUGAAGACCAUUUUAUAUUAAUAUUUCCUGUGGUCAGUGUUUGCCAGUGAAUAUAAUUAGAGAUGCUGGCUUUAUCGUCUGCGAAAUUUCUAAAGUGGACUGGUCGAUAUUUCUAUUUGGACAGUGCCUUUAACUGUUUAAAGGGGUGUUUUCCAAAAAAGAUACUGACUGAAUGGUGGACAGUGCAGACAGUGAUCUUGGUCUGCACUGGUCGCAAAGGCAGAAUCACUUGCUGCCAGCAGGCUAAUGGUUAAAGAACCAGAAGUGUUUUUUUUUUAAUUUCUCUAUGUGGACAUUUCCUGUUGUAAAUCACGUUAUGUCUGGGUGUUUGUUUUCAGAAAUUCUCAAAACUGCAUCGUCGCUUUCCCAAACUGAAUCACAAGACAGUUUGCUUUUAAGGUAUAGGUCCAUGUUUCGGAGAAAAAAGUUCGAACGUCAUCAAAUCAUAGAAAGAAAGCAUUGUUUUACAUGAAAAUUUAACAGCGUAUAAAACAUUUAUAUUCUACAAAACCAUUGUCAAUUUACUCAUAUAUUAUUGAAUUCCGGAAAGGAACUGCAUGAAGGUGCCACACUUCUGGACAGUUUAGCGCCUUUAAAAACUGACCGUUUUUUAAAAGCUGUUACACGUCUUCGUUUUGAUGCAUUUGCAACAUCGUGCGAGUGUUUAAGCUUUACAUAACUAGGUAAAACAUCGUUUUGACAAUUGUUUACAUUUAUUUCUUUAUAAAUGGCAUUCUUAUUUAAAGGGGGACAACUCGUUCAGAAUAUUUUAAGUAUCCAACUCUGUGGGGCAGAACAGUAAAACAUGUAUUGGACAGAUAAGUUGUGUGUCAAGAUGCUGUUCAUUCAUUAAAAAAAUCUGUUGUUUUGUGAUAUACUGCUAAACCUUAACUUUUUUACAGCAAAAUAUAUUAUUGUAUACUAGCUUAUGCUUUUUUUCUCUUUCAAGAUUGAACUUUAUGACUUUUUUCUGGAAAAAUGGAUGUUAUUUUCUGUAACAGUGUAUGUGUUGAUACUUUUUAUAACAAUGUUAUUUUUACACUUAUAAGUAUGAUAAAUAUUUUUGAAAAGAAACACAUUUUCUUUUAACAGAUGUAUAUUUUAUAUUCGUCUAGAUGAAAGACAAGAAUAGAGCGUU